Gadus morhua (Atlantic cod) is the source of this 4562-nucleotide messenger RNA. RefSeq names its product euchromatic histone-lysine N-methyltransferase 2 (gene ehmt2). The transcript has 30 exons. Lineage: Eukaryota; Metazoa; Chordata; Actinopteri; Gadiformes; Gadidae. The record is from RefSeq and is a predicted model, not a curated record. Gene Ontology annotation, molecular function: zinc ion binding; p53 binding; histone H3K9 methyltransferase activity. Gene Ontology annotation, cellular component: chromatin; nucleus. Gene Ontology annotation, biological process: peptidyl-lysine dimethylation; negative regulation of transcription by RNA polymerase II. The coding region runs from base 298 to 4044 and encodes 1248 amino acids.
GCAACACUGGUCAGCACCAGUUGGGGGAAACAUGUCGUCGGCAUCUGAAACAGCGACAAAGUGCCAUGGUUGAAGAAAAGACCACCGCACGCACUGCAGGGCUGGAUCCGACCACAUCCUCCAGCUGUGCCCGGUGUAUUGGCGCGCAAUAAGCCCCCCAUUCAUCAUUCAUUAAGCCAGGCACUGCCGGAGCCCCUUGGGGACAAUGCGCUAGAAAAUAAAGCAGAGUUGACCUCGGCACCAAAUCAAGUACAAACAGGUAAUGCUGCCCCCUCCACAGCUCUGGUCGUCAAGGAGAUGGAGCCUUCGCCUGUGGGCGGGACCUCCUCAGCAUCCCUGUUUCAGCUGCCAAUCAAAGAGCGUGCCUCCAAACCUGCGGAAGAUAGCGACGCCCCACCCUCCUCCUCUCCACCAAUGAGGGCUCUGACAGGACACGCGUCCAAGACCUUCCUCUCAACCACAUCCUCCACCUCCUCCUCCUUCCCAUCCACCUCCUUCGCCUCCUCCUUCUCCUCCUCCUUCCCCACCACCUCCUCCUCGUCUCCCUCCACCUCCUUCUCCUCCUCCUUCCCCACCUCCUCCUCUCCCUCCGCCUCCUUCUCCUCCUCGCCUGGGAGAGCCAAGAUGAGCGUGUCAGGGCCAGGCACCAGCAAGUCCACGCUGCCCCCUGCUCCUCCCUCCUCCUCCUCCUCCUCCUCCUCCUCGAGCCUUGCUGUCUCCGGCCCCCCGCCGAAGGUCCACCGAGCGAGGAAGACCAUGAACAGACCCCCCCCUGCGCAGCUGAGUCGCGUUGAGGCGCCCAUCUUUCUGGUGAUGCCGUCGGGCCCCUCAGCCUGCCUCCUGUCGCAGAGUGAAACCGCUGCCAAAAGAAGACGGUUGGGUCUGAUGUUCGAAGGCACAAGCGAGAUGGACAUCAGUGCUUCGGAGAAAGGUCAAAGGGGGGGGGAGCCUGUUGCCAAGGCGGGACCAGCCGAGAGCAGCGAUUGGCUGAAGGAGCCGAAGGAUGAAGAGGAUCCAAUUCAAAUCUCUGACAAGUCCUCAGGUCCGUGGUCAGCGGGGGCGGAGCCAGAGACCGCCAUGAACAUGUCCACCCAUGGCGUCGGAGAGGCCGAGGCCCAGAGGGAGAGCCACGGUAAGAACGGCCCGGGCACGUUUCCAUGGCUACAGCCUGGGCGGAGUCAGCAGAGGGAGGGGGCUCAGGGCUCGGAGAUGCAUGAAGGCUCCAGGGGGCCUGGGGUCAGUGCUGUGGGGGGGCCCCCUGACUAUUCGGAGGUUCCUCUGGACGUCUCUGCUGCCGACAGCCUCACUCUCUCGCCCCACCACGAGGGAAGUGAUGCGGGGGACCGUCUGGAGGAGCUGCCCCUGUGCAGCUGUAGGAUGGAGGCCCCCCGGGUCGACUCCCCCGGGCCGGGGGUCAACCGCCGCUGCAUGGCCACGGAGAGCGCGGACGGAGAGCUGCGUGCGUGCCUCAGCGUGACGGUGAAGGCGGAGACGAUGCGUCCUUCGAGCCGCGUGGCUCUCCAGGUGCUCUGUGACCUCCACCGCGCCCACAUGGUCAAACACCACUGCUGCCCCGGCUGCGGCUUCUUCUGCCUCGCGGGCACCUUCCUGGAGUGCUGUCCCGACCAGCGCAUCGCCCACCGCUUCCACCGCGGCUGCGUCACCGUGCUGGGCGGCGCCCGCGGCCGCAGCAACAACAACAACAGCAACAGCCAUCACCAUGGCAACCACCACAGCAGCAGCAGCAGCAACAACAACGGCAGCAGCAGCAACGGGGGCGGGGGGAUGCUGUUCUGCCCCCACUGCGGCGAGGACGCCUCGGAGGCCCAGGAGGUCACCAUCCUCUCGCCCGUCUCCGCGGCGACCGGCGUGGUCACCACAACGGCGUCCUCCACCACCGCGCCCUCGCUGGCCACGCCCGCCGGGGGAGGGGGGAAGCCCGACAGACCCGUGGGUGCGCGUAUGCGUGGCCACGGCGUUCCCCCGCGGGACCCCGACCACCACGCCCAGCCCCCCCCCCCGGCCCCCCUGCCUCCCCCGCGCCCCGCCUCCGACCCUCUGGCCUCGUCCUCGUCGGUCGCCACGGAGACCCGGCCCCCGGCGUCGGAGGGGGGCGAGGGGGAGGGGGUGGACAGCGCGGGGCCCUCGCUCUGCCUGCCCAACGGGGGGCUGGUGUGUCCCAGCGCGCUGCCCCCGGGGCCCAGCAGGGCGGCGCUGCAGAAGGCCAUCCUCACGCACGACACAGAGAGCCGUCCUUCCCUCCUGGAUGGUGCCUCUUCCUCCAGCGGCCUGAAGGAGGCCGAGGGCAACGGGCUGAAGACCCACGUGCCGAUGGAGAGGAGGAAGAAGCUCCGGUACCACCCCCGCCAGCUCUUCCCGGCCACCAAGCAGGGGGAGGUGUUGAAGGUUCUGCUCAUGCUCAUGGAGGGGAUGGAUCCCACCAGCCAGCCUGACUCCCAGGGCAGGCGGUCCGCGCUGCACGCUGCUGCCCAGAGGGGAGCUCUGGAGCUCUGCUACAUGCUGGUCCAGGCGGGCGCCAACGUGGACGCCAAAGACAAGACCACGAGGACCCCUCUGCUGGAGGCCAUCACCAGCGACCACGUGGAGGUGGCCCGCUACCUGGUGCAGUGCGGGGCCUCCGUCUACCACGUGGAGGAGGACGGCUACACCGGGCUCCACCACGCCGCCAAGCAGGGGAACCUACAGCUGGUCCACCUGCUGCUGGAGACGGGACAGGUGGACAUCAACGCCCAGGACAGCGGCGGCUGGACGCCCAUCAUCUGGGCGGCGGAGCACAAGCACAUGGACGUGAUCCGGGCGCUGCUCAGCCGCGGCGCCGACGUCACCAUCCAGGACAAGGAGAUGAACAUGUGCCUCCACUGGGCCUCGUUCGCGGGCAGCGUGGACAUCGCUGAGCUGGUGCUGAACGCCGGCUGCUCGCUGUCCUCCGUCAACAUGCACGGGGACACGCCGCUGCACAUCGCCGCCCGCGAGGGCUUCCUGGAGUGUGUCACGCUGUUCCUGUCCCGGGGGGCCAACAUCGACACCACCAACCGGGAGGGGGACACCCCGCUGAGCCUGGCCAAGCCCGACACGCCCGUCUGGGUGGCGCUGCAGAUCAACAGGAAGCUGCGCCGGGGCGUGGCCAACCGGGCGCUGCGCACCGAGAGGAUCGUCAGCAGUGACGUCGCCCAGGGUUACGAGAACGUGCCCAUCCCCUGUGUGAACGCUGUGGACGAGGAGGGCUGCCCGUCGGACUACAAGUACAUCUCGGAGAACUGCGAGACGUCGGCCAUGAACAUCGACCGCAACAUUACCCACCUACAGCACUGUAGUUGUGUUGAUGACUGCUCCUCCAGUAACUGCCUUUGUGGACAGCUCAGCAUCCGCUGCUGGUACGACAAGGACCAGCGGCUGCUGCAGGAGUUCAAUAAGAUCGAGCCCCCGCUCAUCUUUGAGUGUAACCUGGCCUGCUCCUGUUUCCGCUCCUGUAAAAACCGCGUGGUCCAGGCCGGCAUCAAGGUGCGCCUGCAGCUGUACCGGACGGAGAAGAUGGGCUGGGGUGUCCGGGCGCUACAGGACAUCCCCCAGGGGAGCUUCAUCUGCGAGUAUGUGGGGGAGCUGAUCUCGGACGCGGAGGCAGACGUUCGGGAGGACGACUCGUACCUGUUUGACCUGGACAACAAGGACGGCGAGGUGUACUGCAUCGACGCCCGUUACUACGGCAACAUCAGCCGCUUCAUCAACCACCUGUGCGACCCCAACCUGAUCCCGGUGCGGGUGUUCAUGCUGCACCAGGACCUCCGCUUCCCUCGCAUCGCCUUCUUCAGCUCCCGGGACAUCCACAACGGCCAGGAGCUUGGGUUCGACUACGGCGACCGCUUCUGGGACAUCAAGAGCAAGUACUUCACCUGUCAGUGCGGCUCGGAGAAGUGCAAGCACUCGGCCGAGGCCAUUGCGGUGGAACAGAGCCGGCUGGCGCGCCUGGAGGCCUGCCCGGAUUCAGCUCCCGAGCUCGGGAUGACCCUCCUAGGAAACGCCUAGGCUCCGUGCUAUCAAGGCCCGAUGUGGGUCUUGUCGUUCAUCUCUUGUAAUUAUGUUCUGGGUAAUGGAAUGGAAACAAAUCCCACGGAUUCCAUUUUUUAUCAAACUUCACACUUUUUGGACUUUUAUUGUAAUGUUUUAGUUCUUUUUUAAUUAUUGAAAUAAAAAGUUGCUGUCUUUUGAUUUUCAAUUCUGCAGUGUAUUUAACAAACGCGCUAGCCUACUUUUAGCAGUGAUCAUGGUUUUUGGUUUAGUAUAUGUUUUUUAGCUGUCUUCUGCCACGGUAUCAGUGUUUAAGGGAGGUUACGGUCCACUUCUAUGUGGUGGAUUUGUAUUGUGAAGUGACUUAUUGUUGGGAAUGGGAGGUCCGAUUUGAGCACUAUGGACAUCUUCAAAAGGAAGUGUGAAACGUCUGUAGAUCAACCCAUUUCAGUUUUACCGUUUAUUUUACUCUUUUUAUACAUAGGCUAUUGCUUCUUUAUGACUUUGAGGAAAUAAAGAUGAAAGAAAUCUGUGAA